AUGCUUUAAAUUUAGAAUUAAUUGCAAAAUACUCUUGAUUAAUUAAAAGAAAAUAACAAAAAAUUCUUAGAAUUAAUAUUUCCUUAAUAAAACAAACCUAAACCUUAAAAAAAACAAAAACCAUUAAUUGAUAAAUUUACUUAAACGAUUGAUGUAAAUGAAGUACAAUAAGCAAAUUAUGCUCAAUUUUUAUUUCAUUAAACUUAAUCAAAUGUUGUAGAUGAUAUGAUAGAGGAAUUUGAAAACAAACUUGCUUAAAAAUUAGAAAAAUAAAAAUAAUUAGAACACUAAAAACAAUAAAUAUAACAAUAAUAAUUUGAAAUUGAAAGACUCAAAAUUGAAUUGUAAUCUAGAUUAAUUUCAAAAUACGGUCCUAAUAAUUUAUAAGUUGAAAAAAAUAAGAAAGAAAUUAAAAAAUAUUAAAAAAUGAUUAGAAAAUAAUAAUAAUAAAUUAGUCUUUUAAAUCAGUUAAAUUAAUAGCAUGAACUAAUUGAAAAUGCCCUAUCAUCAAUAUAAUAAUCGAAAACACUUUGA
Paramecium sonneborni is the source of this 534-nucleotide messenger RNA. The record is from the annotation of a GenBank genome assembly. NCBI's taxonomy places the organism in Eukaryota, Ciliophora, Oligohymenophorea, Peniculida, Parameciidae.